ACUUGAGUUCUCGACUUGUACGGAGACCGCUCUUGUCUUUUCGCCGGUCUACACGGACCACCACAACGCAGCAGCGGAGCCCUCCACACCGAAACGCCCGCAUGCGAGACACAGAGGAUACCAGGAAGAUAAUUGUUACAUAACCGGACUACUUUUUUGUUUCUCUUUCGUCUUUGCGUACGACCCGUUUUUGAAGUCAAGAUGGAGAACGAUGAUAAAUAUCUGCCCCAGCUGCUGGCAGAAAAGGACACGCUGGACCCGUCCUUCAUUCACGCCGGGAAACUUUUAAACGCUGAAAUUGACAGAAUCCAAAAGGGCGACUCUAACAAGGGAGCUGAAACGUAUCUGGAUCUGUUCACGACAAAGAACAUCAAACUGAAGGAACGUGUGCUCAUCCCUGUUAAGCAGUAUCCGAAGUUCAAUUUUGUCGGGAAGAUUCUGGGACCCCAAGGCAACACUAUUAAACGUCUUCAGGAAGAGACUGGAGCAAAGAUCUCUGUGCUUGGCAAAGGAUCUAUGAGGGACAAAGCCAAGGAAGAGGGUCUGCGGCAGGGAGGAGAGCCCAAGUACGCCCACCUGUCCAUGGAGCUGCAUGUUUUCAUCGAGGUGUUCGCCCCUGUGCCUGAGGCCUACAUGCGAAUGGCGCAUGCGAUGCAGGAGGUCAAGAAAUUCCUGUUUCCUGACAUGAUGGAUGACAUCUGCCAGGAGCAGUUCAUGGAGAUGGGCUAUCUGAAUGGAGGCCAUGAGCCUGGUGUGGGCAGAGGGGGUUUUAGAGGCAGAGGAGGACCCCCUCCCGGGUUGCACAGGGGGAGAGGAAUGCCACCCCGCGGUGCUCCUCCGAGGGGAGGUGUGACUCGAGGCGGCCCAGUCCGGGGUGCUCUAGCAGGCCGUGGUGGACCACCUGCAGCUGCUGCCAGGGGAGCGGCUGCGUCCCGAGCAAGACCACCAGCUGCUGGACCGCCCCAGAGAAUGGCUCCACCUCAUCAGCAUAAUGCUGCUGAGGGCUACGAUGAAUAUGGCUGUGAUGAGAGCUACAAUGAGACCAGCUACGAUUCUUACAACAGCUACUACAGUCAGCCGCAGGGAGAGCAAGAAUUCUACGACUAUGGACAUGGAGACAACACAGAGUCGUAUGAGUCGUAUGGCCAGGAUGAUUGGAAUGGGACCCAGCGAUCCACUCCAGGAAAGGCUGCCCCCGCUUCCAGAGGAGCCAAGUCCACUUACAGGGAACAUCCGUACCGACAGUACUAAAGCUCACCCACCACCCCUAAAGUGUCACCCUGACUCUCGCCUGUCCAGACAUGGCAGCUCUCGCUUUAAGCAGCCCGACAAAAGUAAUUGUCUGUUUCGUCUGUGUUUUUUUUUUUUCCCAUGUUGGAGUUGGACACUUCAGAACUGUUUUUGAAUUUGACCUCCGACCCCCGCCCCCAUCCAUUCGUCAUUCACCCAACCAUUCAACCAACUGCAGGCUUGUAAAUGGGUAAAAGGGAAAAAAACAACUGGUAUCCUUGGUUCAUUUGAGUUUUUGUUUAUUUUGCUGUAUUUUUCUGACCCUCUUUAUAACCCUCUGGCUUUUUUUGCAUUGUUGAUUUGUUUUGUACUGUUUGGAAACCGAUUUCUUGUAGUUGUUUAUCAAAAAGAGUUCAUUUAGACUGAACACAAAGACUAUGUCGAGGGUUAGUUGCAGACUCCCAUUUAGGCUACAUUUCAAAAUUCUGAUAAUAAAGCCGUGUAAAACAACAUUAAAACUUGAAGUAGAGUCAAAAAUCUUAAAAAGUGAAGCUUAAAGAAUCCUUGGAGUAAAGUUCCAUUCAUCCUUGACUGGUUUAAAUAGUUCUAAAACCUUGAGCUUUAGGGAGCAUUAUGUUUCUGACCUCGAGUUUUGAAAUAUAGCCCCAGCAGACACUGUUGAGAUGGACUGUCCUCAUAUCCUCAAUUUGAUUUGCAGUGAAAAACUAUGAAUUGUCUUUCCCUUUGUGGCCAUAUCAUGGCCUGUGCUGUUAAUUGAAUUUUCAAAUUGGAUUCUCUUUUGGAUCUGUUGACAUGCAUGAAAAAAAAGUCUUAUCCAAAAGGAUUGGGACAAAAAUCUCCACAUGGGUCUUCUCUGUCUGUAGAGAAGGGAUCCUGCAGCUCAAUCCCAACUCUUGUAUAUAUAUUAAAAUAUAACUGUACUUAUUCUGCCACUAGUAUCUGUACCCUCUCCAUUAAAAUGCAACAUGUGUAAGCUUGCCUAAAUAGGUUACUAAAUCUGUCUAAAAGAUGUUUUACUGCAGUUUUGUCAUUAAAGCUUAGUUUGUUUUAUAUGAAACUUAACCUGCCUUAUUUCUUUCUUGUUAAAUCUGAAAUGGCCUUUUUUAGACGCAAGUCAAAUGUCCGUGUUUUUCCUCUGUUUCUGAUUCAAAACCGCCUUUUAAAUCUAAAUGAAUGUAUUGACGACGGUAACCGUACCAAAUGAUGUCUUGAAUGAUUAUCAAAAGAGCACAACUUAUUCUUUCUCUCUCUUUCUAUACUUUUUAAAAAGGACCCAGAGGUAAGACCUCUAAAAUAACCUGGAUAGCUUCCUAAUGUGUAUAGAGUUCUAAUGCAUUGAAUGCCUGGGUAUGUAUCAGACUUUUUCAAUCCUCUUACCUGUGGUCGUAAAUUAACUGACUUCAAACCACCAUUCAGGUCUAGGUUCAUUGUCAUGAAUGACGCUGGCGCAAUGGCGAUUUAAUACACAGUAAUGGCAGAGCAAUGGAGAGGAUGGUUAUAACCUAGAGAGCUCCACGGUAAAGGUAAACUAACCAUAAAUGUUUAAUUUCAAAGUGUGUUCAUUUGACUUAAACUUGCUGGUAAUACCGUAAAAUUUCGUAAAACCAUUAUUACUGUCAUGGCAUCGCAAAAAGUAAGACCAAGCAUAAUUAGUUGUACCAAAAUAACAUGUCUGUGUACAGUUAAAAUAUCCUAGUGUUAAUGCAACUCUUGCUAAAAAUGAAUAAAUCACUUCCAAUAUCUUUUGUACACUUUGAGCUGCUGUUACAUUUCUUUAUUUGCAAUAUUUGUGAAGUGUAAUAUUUAAAAAAAAAAAGUUGUGCCUGUAGAAGAAGUCCAAAAAGACAGCUUGAGUUGCAUGAGCAUAUCUUUUCCUGUAGACAUUGCAUGUGAUCUGUCUCAGUUUCUCUCAGAACCUCAGACGGGGUAUUGAUUUUCUUCUUG
This is a messenger RNA of Synchiropus splendidus (mandarinfish), 3195 nucleotides long. It is a transcript of the gene khdrbs1b, whose product is annotated as KH domain containing, RNA binding, signal transduction associated 1b. The record is from RefSeq and is a predicted model, not a curated record. Gene Ontology annotation, biological process: regulation of alternative mRNA splicing, via spliceosome. Gene Ontology annotation, molecular function: poly(A) binding; mRNA binding. The coding region runs from base 202 to 1251 and encodes 349 amino acids. Gene Ontology annotation, cellular component: nucleus. The transcript is spliced from 9 exons. NCBI's taxonomy places the organism in Eukaryota, Metazoa, Chordata, Actinopteri, Syngnathiformes, Callionymidae.